CUUGACCUUAUCUGUGCCCCUUUUUGUUAGAUAAUGGCCGUUUCUCAUUUCUUUGGACUAGACCCGGCUGGCUACAGGAGGCAGCUUUUAACAGACGCCCACUUUCUGUGUUCACACCGGAGAAUGGACUCAGAGAUGCUUGAAAAACUGGUGCUGCAACUCAAUAGAACCUACCCCCAGAUCCUGUCUGACCAGGAGGCCCAAAAGUUAAGAAAUGUGAGAGUGCUGACCAAGCUGAGAUGUGCUGAGCUGUUGAGGAACCUCCACUGUAAAGGUGAAGAGGUGUGUAAGGAGUUUUAUAGGGGAAUCCAGAUCCAUGCAGAGGACAUGUACUGCAGACUGCCCUCUAGAGUCAGAUACAGAGAGAUGCAAGAACCAAAAAGGAUAAAUGAUGAGACAGCCGACCUUGAACCCAAUGUGCUAAGUAAUAAAGGGCCUGUGUUCUUCUUGAGCUGUUUUAGUUUGGUUGUUGGUGUUGCCAUACUUUACUACUAUAGAGUAUGA
Messenger RNA from Periophthalmus magnuspinnatus, 504 nucleotides. Its product is annotated as caspase recruitment domain-containing protein 19-like. Gene Ontology annotation, cellular component: mitochondrion. The transcript is spliced from 5 exons. Lineage: Eukaryota; Metazoa; Chordata; Actinopteri; Gobiiformes; Gobiidae. Bases 34 to 504 code for a protein of 156 amino acids. The record is from RefSeq and is a predicted model, not a curated record.